AUUAAAAUAUAGUUAUAUAAAUCGACAAAUAUUGUGAUUUUGAUUCGUCACUAGUGGUUUUAGUGAUAAUGUGAACGAAUGUUAAAAUAGUUGCGUGAAAGUAAAAAUAAUGAAGCUAUUUGUGAUGUGUGUAAUUUUCAUGAACAUCUACGUUUUAGAGAAAUGCGACGCCAAAUGCGAUCAGUAUUAUUUGAUAGUCAAAGAAAGUUCCUGUCCACGUGAAAAUUUACGACCACAAAAGAUAAGCGACAUAGAUUGGGAUGAAAUAACCGUUCCAUGCAAUUCAACAGACCCUGAAGUUAUUCCUUUCAACAAAGAAUGUGUUCUAGAAGUAGAAUACCAUGACACAUCGCUUGGAUGCACAAAACACGUGAAGAAAACAAACUAUCAAACUCACACCACAAUACCUGACGAAAGAAUAACAAUAGCAGAUAGAUAUAAAAAUAUAAAACUAUCAACUACUACAAGCAUGACUCCAAGGGCCGAUGAAAUUGAAAUAGCUUAUAAAAAUGAAACUACAAAUGAAGAGAUAGACACAUCGGUAUAUGACGUAAACAUAAUUUACAUAAAUGAUAUGGAAAACGAUAUGAACACUUCCCACUCCAUUGCGGAAACAAAUAAUACACAUGGUGAAGUAAACUGUGAUCAUGCUGAAACUAUCUGCGGUGGUGACGGCAAAAAGGAUAAUUAUAAAGUUAAUGGUUCAAAUGAAACACCAGGAACAGUAAAAAUAAUGAUACUUCGGAAUGAAAAGAGCCCUGUCCAACCCAUAUUUACGGGUUACUUUUUUAAUAAUUCUGAUACACACCUAGCUACACCGUUGAAAGACUUUAAAUCCGUAAACAUUAUAUGUAAUAUUUUGAAACAUUACAAUUGUAAUGCUAACAUAGACAGAAAGCCCGUUAAAGAAGUUAACAUCUAUCUCAAAACUAGUUACGUUCAAAAUAACACGGUAACUAAAUAUUUUAACUGCACAAAUAACUUUACGUCCGAAAUGAAUAAUUCACUUGAUUUAAAAUGCAAUAACACAGACUUUGCUGAACAUAAUAAAUUAACUUUACUUACUCAUCCUAAUGUUACAACUACAGAGAAACCUGUGAAUGUUACGGAACAAAAAAUACUAGAUAGAAUACCAAAUAGUACUUUGGAUAGUCCAAUCAAUGUAGCGAAGUACGAUUUAAAUCUUAUUUAUUUAAAUGAAAAUGAUGAUAAUGUGUCUAACUCUACCCAACAAACUAUUUCCUGUGCUUAUGCUAAUAUUUGUAGUGACACAGACAACCCCGAAAUAGAAACAGCAAAAUCGCUUCAAAUGUCAAUCAAUCGAGAUGACACCAGUCUAAUCCAACCAAUAUUCACGGGUUAUUUUGAUAAUCAUACAAAAAUACAAACAGAUUCGCUGAUCAAAUACUUCAAAUAUGUUACUUUAGAAUGUGCAAUUUUAAUACGUUCCUCUUGCAAGCAAAAUAUUGGUGACGGAACCAUAAAAGACAUAAAUAUAUAUUUAAAAUCAAACUAUGUCCAAAACAAUACAAUAACGAGGUAUCCUAAUUGCACGAAGAACUUAAAGUCUACUUCAAAUAAUACACUUAAUUUUCAAUGCGAUGACAUCUCUUUUGCUGAACACAAUCCCCAUAUAUUACUUACCCCACAGUUAUUGAACAAAACAAAUGAAGUGAAAUCUGACAAUAAAACUGAUGUGAAAAUCAUCAGAAGGGUUUGUGUCGCAGAGGAAAAUGUGAAUAACGAAAUAUAUUUUGAUAACUGUUCAAAUGAUUUAAAUUUCGAUACUGCUAUAAAUGAAACCACAUACAAAAACCACCAAAACAAUACCAAUAACACAGUAGCAGAUAAUUUUGGAAACUCUACAACGAAACCUUUUAGUGCAAUGACUAACGAAUAUUUGAUUCAAUUUCUAAUACCAGCAAAUGACAAUUGUACGAAAAACUUGGGUCAGAGUAUUCUUAAAGGAAAAAUCAUUACCUCUGGCAAUAGUGGCACAAAAACUUAUGAAUUACAUCUAUCGAAUUGCACAAAAAGUAACACGAACAAUACCCAAACGCAAAAGGAAUUAAUAAUAUUUUUACAAGAACCUGCAUCAAAUUCUAGUAAUUCAGAAUCAUUUAACGAAUCCCUAAAAGAAGAAAAACAAAAUAUUAUAUUACAAUGUGAUCUUCUAAAGCGAAACAGCAGCACAAAUAAUGCUACUGACAGAAAUAUUCUAAGAUGCCUAUCCGUAGAUUUGGACAAUCAUGUUAAUACAACAGACAACAAAAUUACAAAAGAAGAAAAGAAAGUCCACGUAAACUCUGUAAGAAAUUGUACAUCUAAAACUGAUUGCAAGACAAAUAAAACUCAUGUUAAAAACAAUGCAAAUGAUAACAGAAAUUGUACUGCAUCUGAAGCUGAUUGUAAAACAAAUAACACUCGUUAUAAAGACAAUGCAAGGAAAGAAGUCAUUGACAAUAAAGAAGUCAAAAAGGAAGUUAGGAAUUAUGCUGAAGUUAAACCUGAUUACAGUAAAGGAACCUUUAAUAGAAGGACAGAUAUUGUCAAUGGGGCAAUGAAGGGCAGGAAUUCUGAAGAAUACAAUGAAGUGGAGAAGAUAUUACUUAUAGGACUUUCAUCUCUUGCUGGAGUUAGCAUGGUGGUGGUCUUGGCGUUAAAAUUCCGUCGCAAGUCAGAACCCAGCGAUGAAAGUGUAUCCCCUCCUGCCUCCGCAGCACGACCAAAUGUAGCAGAAAUGGAUGAAACUGCAUUUUGAGAUCAUAUUAUAAUAGAUUAUUAUUAAUCAGAAGCACUUUACGCAGAUUCGAAUUUACCUAGACGAUGUUUUUCACGAAGGACGAAUUUUUUUUACCAUCUUCCAAAAAUGGCGUUUAUCUCUGCUCGGAGAUGGUUGGCAGUGUAAAGUAAAAACGGUUAUAUUAAUAAUGUUUAUGUAACUUAAGUGUUUGGCUUUAAUUAAUAAUUUGUACAAUGUUGUAAAUAUAUAGAAAUUUUGUUUUAUUGCAGAAAUAAAAUUCAUUACCUACUUUUGAAAUGCAUGACAUUUCUAAAUAUAAUUUUCCUAUUAGCAUAACCACGGCGAUACAUAUAGCAGUUGCAUAAUAAAAUGUGAAAAAAUAUAUAGCACAGCGGCUGACGCAAGCCACAACUCAAUCAAAA
Molecule: messenger RNA, 3165 nt
Organism: Helicoverpa zea (corn earworm)
Lineage: Eukaryota; Metazoa; Arthropoda; Insecta; Lepidoptera; Noctuidae
Exons: 4
Coding region: 110-2761 (883 amino acids)
Source: RefSeq, a predicted model, not a curated record